GAAUAACCCUGAAUCCAAAUAAGUCCUCUCCGGACCCGUCCGCUCUUCGGUUCUAUCCGAGAAGGAGCAAGCUUGCGCGCGCGCUCGAGAGAUUUGAGAGACUGACGGAGCUGAAUAGCGGCAGAGCGAAAGCUAUGGAUAAGCUCGCGGAGCAGCAACACGAGGUCUACAGUGGAGAGAUCCCGUAUAUCGCUGACAUGGACGGAGAAGAAGUGAUGCCCCUCGCCGACACUGAUCACCUCUCCUCCAAACAGAGCCUAGAGGAUAUGAAGAAGAAGCUCAAACUGAUUGAGGACGAGGCGGGCGCACUACGCGAGAUGCAUACUAGGGUUGAGAAUGAAAUGGGUGUCGCCCAGGAAGAUCAAUCAAGUGCUGCUGCAACACAAGUUGAGAGAGAGGAAGUGGACUCCCGAUCAAUCUAUGUAGGCAAUGUUGAUUAUGCAUGCACUCCUGAAGAGGUGCAGCAGCAUUUCCAGUCUUGUGGGACCGUUAACAGAGUAACAAUUUUAACAGACAAGUUUGGCCAGCCGAAGGGGUUUGCUUAUGUCGAAUUUGUCGAAGUAGAGGCUGUUCAAAACGCUCUUCUCUUAAAUGAAUCCGAAUUGCAUAGUCGUCAAUUAAAGGUAUCAGCUAAGAGGACAAAUAUUCCAGGGCUGAAGCAAUACCGUGGCAGGCGGCCCAAUGCUUACAUGGCUUUUCGAUCAAGAAGAACUCUUAUGCCUUCACCAUAUUUUGCUCCAUAUGGAUAUGGAAAAGCUCCAAGGUUCAGGCGGCCAAUGCGUUAUCGGCCGUACUAAUGAAGCACUUUUAAAGUCAGUCAUAUUGAACUCAGAAGCCUUUAAUCCAUCCGUCAGUUACCGUUUUUCUUAUGAACAAUCCAGGUAGUAAUUUAUGUGAUAAAACCAUCUUCUCUUAUGUGAUUCCUUUUAGGUCUUACAGAUUGUAGUGAGACUAAAUUAAUACUUGGUCAGUCCAAGUAUUAUCUUCCAUUUCUAUUGCAUGCAUGGCUCAUAGAUUUUGGCAGUUAGGGAUGGAGUAUAAAUGUUGAAUCUAUCAAUAAUUUAAAACUAGCAUGAAUAACCUUUUUAAUGUAUAUUAUUCAAAUUAAUU
This is a messenger RNA of Dendrobium catenatum, 1110 nucleotides long. RefSeq names its product polyadenylate-binding protein 2. Gene Ontology annotation, molecular function: RNA binding. The coding region runs from base 135 to 797 and encodes 220 amino acids. The transcript has 6 exons. The record is from RefSeq and is a predicted model, not a curated record. Lineage: Eukaryota; Viridiplantae; Streptophyta; Magnoliopsida; Asparagales; Orchidaceae.